Messenger RNA from Capsicum annuum, 2125 nucleotides. RefSeq names its product ultraviolet-B receptor UVR8. Lineage: Eukaryota; Viridiplantae; Streptophyta; Magnoliopsida; Solanales; Solanaceae. The transcript has 5 exons. The coding region runs from base 147 to 1883 and encodes 578 amino acids. The record is from RefSeq and is a predicted model, not a curated record.
UGACCUUUUCCCUGAUAUCUAUUUGAGUCGUCACAUACAUAAAGAUUUGGAGGGAUGGGAGUAAUACCACUUGUAGUAACAAAUCAAUUUCCCAAAAUUUGUGAGAUAAAAUACAGUGAGUUACAUUCCUGAUCAAAGUUAAAGAAAUGGCGGAGCAACUGGAAUCUGAAUCGUCAGGAUCGGGCAACUUGUUUAACAAAAUCAUAGCUGUCGCCGCUGGCGAAGCUCAUACUCUUGCUCUCACUGCAAAUGGAGAUGUGUAUUCUUGGGGAAGAGGAACAUUCGGUCGACUUGGUGUCGGUUCAGAAGCUGACCACUUAUACCCGGUUCGAAUCAACUUUGGCCUGGCUGAUUCUAAUGGAGAUAAACGGGUCAAGAUUGUUGGUAUUACUGUUGGUGCUUAUCACAGUCUUGCUGUUUCAGAUGAUGGAUCAGUAUGGGGCUGGGGAUAUAAUAUCUAUGGACAACUUGGUUUUGACGGAGAAAAUUCCUUGGUUCCUCAUUUAUUGGAGGGAUUCCUUGAGUUAGGUUCCCCUAAUUCAUCAGCUAGUGGCUCAGAGAGGAAGAAACUGACGAUUUCCUCAGUUAAAGGUGGCGGGAUGAUGUCAUCUGCAAUUGAUAGUCUUGGAUCUCUAUGGAUGUGGGGUAACUUUCCUGAACCACAGAAAAGCAAGUCUAUGGAGAGUGAAUUCCCUCUUACUAGUAGUUGCAACCCAAUGCCUGUCUGGAAUUUCCAUGGACACACAGUUGUUAAGGUGGCAUGCGGAAAUGAGCAUGUUGUGGCAUUAGUCACUGCUGGUGAAGGUUACAAAGGGAGUGAUCUGGUUUGUUAUUCUUGGGGUGGCAACAGCCACGGCCAGUUAGGCUUGGGAGACAGGCAGAGCAGACAGUAUCCUGAAGUUAUUGAGCCCUUCAAUUCAGAUGCCCCUUGGACAGUAUAUGAGGUAGCCUGUGGAGCUUUUCACACUGCUUUACUGGCUCAGAAAAGUCCAAGUGAAACAUUUGAAAGUGUAUGCUGGACAUUUGGCCAGGGAGAUAAUGGGCAAUUAGGUCAUGGGACAACCCAAAGUGUGUUAUCACCUGAACCAGUGAAAGGGUUACCGUGGAAUGCAUUUCUCAUUUCUGUUGACUGUGGUUUAUUUCACACAAGUGUUGUCUCUUCUGCUGGAGAUGUGUGGUCAUGGGGAAUGGAGAAAGGCCUUGGCCUAUGUCCUGAAGCAAGUUAUAGUGGAGCUGAUGCAGGUGAUGCAAUUCUUCCUCUAUUGAUUCCCUGUGCUGGGCUAUACGGGCCUAAAUUUCCAGAACCUGUUCAAGUUGUCUGUGGUGCUGCCCAUACUAUUCUUCUGGCAGAUGCUGGAUAUAAGAUGUGGUCUUGGGGUAGAGGAUGGAGUGGUGUCCUUGGAAAUGGUAAGAUGAUUGAUUGCUACUCUCCAAUUAUGGCACUCUGGCCACCUCUAGAUGCAGAUUUUAGAGAACAGAGUGUAAAUGAUGGCGGCGAUAAAAGUGGUACAGAAAAGAAACCUGAAGAUGUGGUAGAAUUGGAGAGGAAACUUUCUAUGGCAGCAGAGGAUGUAAAGAUUCUUCAGUCAAAACUCUCUCUAAUGGAAAGGUAUGCUAGCAUUCUUCAUGGUGCCACCUUUGGCAAACCUUUUGAAGAGCGAGAUAUGCCAGCCUCGUUACGCAGUGGAGGUUCAUUUGACAUUGCAAAGGAGUGGGAACACAUGUUGGAGACCUUGGAUCGUGGAAAGCUUGUCCGACUAGAGAUGUUUUAUCGUGGUAUGCUAGCAGGUGUCAAAGAUAAACUGUUGAAGAAACGGAUUCAGGAGAUUUUCCUGGAGUGUCAGAGUUCUUUGCCUUCAGAAUCCACUCAACGAAACAAGUAAUGCAGAAUGCUUUGGUGUCAAAUUUAUGUUUGUCUUAUCUUGUAUCAGCUGUUUUUUUGGUGUGCAUAUCUAAAUUAUGAUGAAAAUGCCUUCACAUAUUUAUUAUAUUGUUUAUCCAAAUAAUAAUAUGUAAAACUAGGAGAUGGAAAGUUGUUCCCUGUUAUGGAUAAACCUCCUGAUGAUUGUAAUUAGUUAGCUUUGAAGAAAUAAUAAUUGAAAGUGAUGUUGUUUUGUUGUUAUAA